This is a messenger RNA of Gastrolobium bilobum, 2358 nucleotides long. RefSeq lists its product as uncharacterized. Bases 1 to 2358 code for a protein of 785 amino acids. The transcript has a single exon. The record is from RefSeq and is a predicted model, not a curated record. Gene Ontology annotation, molecular function: zinc ion binding; nucleic acid binding. Lineage: Eukaryota; Viridiplantae; Streptophyta; Magnoliopsida; Fabales; Fabaceae.
AUGGCAAGAACUGCAGAAUCCAGAGUUGAAACAUACUAUGAUUCUCAUGAAUCUGAAGCAGAUAAUGCUACUGGUAGAAAUCAGCCAAAGAAGCCAAACUCUGGAGGACCUUGGUUUACAUUUGAUGAUAUUUCUCCACACCUAUGGAGAAAGAGACUUCUAGAAUUUGGAGCAUGGAUAGAUACUAAGCUGUUAGCUGCUGAUGCUGACCCUUACAAAGUAAUGGAAGAAUUUUGCUCCAGAAUGAUUGGUUCUCUGAAAGAAUGGUAUCACAACUUGGGAAGUGUCAGACAAGAUCAACUUCACCAAGUAGGUACUUCCUCUGGCAUGCUAGGAGUUCUUCACCAAGAAUUCAUUGGAGAUGGAGACAUAAUUGAUAAGAAAAAUAGGCAAGAAUUUUUUGAAAUGAAGUGCUGCUCUCUGAAGAUAAAAGAUCUUGAAAGGCAUUUUAAAAGAAUGAUGCAGAAGUUCUAUUUGCUGAAUGGAUACAAUGAUCCAAGCCUCAAAAACACUUAUGUGGCUUCUCUUCCUAAGGAGAUUCAGCCAGAGCUUAACAAGAUGGCGAUUGCUCAAGGGAAAGAUUUCACAGCCCUCACUAUGGGCCAGAUUCACCAGCUGACUCUUGAAGUGGUGGAUAAACUCUGCAAGCAGCAUAAGUAUAUGACUGACCUGAUGAAUCAGAGGUCAAAGUACACUCAAGCCUGUAAGAAGCCUUAUCUGGAGAUAAAAUGCAAAGAUAGCAAUUAUGAUUGUGGGCCAAAGAAAAAGAACCAUUUCAAGAAGUAUAAUCCAAAGCAAAAAGGCAGAAACAAAAAGAACCAGAAACAAUACAGGUUCUUCAAGAAAAAGAAGUUUCGUGGAAAGAAUAGAGGCCAGAGAUGUUUCAUUUGCAAGAAGAAAGGUCAUUUUGCAAAGAACUGCCCCAAUAAAUCAGAUAAAGUGGUAAAAAUGAUAACUGCUUUGAAUCUUGACGAAGGAGAUGCAGAAUCUUUGUACUCAGAACAAAGCACUGGAGAUGAAGACACUGUCUUUGCACUACAGGAUUCCUCCUCUAAUUCUGAUAGUGAUGUUCCAGUUUUUGCUAUAAAUGAAGUAUUCUACAUCAGUCCAGAAAUACCUAAGCCCAGUGUAGAAGUUCAUAUUUUAUCAUCCAAAUUCAGUCAUCCUAAAAAGGUGAUUGCAUUCAUGGAUACUGGUGCUGCAAGAUCGAUGAUGGAUCCCAAGAUCUUACCUCCUGAAGCAUGGAAGAAGGAGACAACUUAUUUUAUAGCUGCUGAUGGCAAAGCAUUCAGAACCAAUUUGAUCACUAAACAUCCUAUAGGGAUAAGAUUUUUCCCUGAAUGUGUUAUCUGGACAAAUGUGAUUGGAACUCGUCUGUCGGAUAAAGACAUUUUGAUAGGCAUGGAUGUCUACACUAAAGCCAAAAAGCUUCAAAUCCUUCCUCAAGGGAUAAGAUUCAAAAGAGAUUUCAAGCCUUAUUCAGAAACCUCAAAAUUAUAUGCUCUUUCUGAAGCUCCUCCUGAACUUGAUGAUAUCAAGGGGAAACUGUUACCUCUGUGUACAGAAAAUCAUGGGGAAUUCUCUCAUCCAAAUCCUCUGUGGAAGAAUGAAGACUUUUUUGUACAGCUUCCCUUUAAGCUCAAUGAAGAUAUUAAUCCAACCAAAGCAACUCACCCAGGAAUGUCCCCAUCAGACCUUAUAUUGGCUAGAAUUGAAUGCCAAGAACUGUUAAAGCAAGGACUGAUAGAGCCUACCAAAUCUCCAUGGGCAUGUCAAGCCUUUUAUGUGGAGAAAAGGUCAGAAAAAAUUCGAGGCAAGAAAAGAUUAGUCAUUGACUAUAGGCCUCUAAAUCAUUUUUUGCAGGAUGAUAAGUUUCCUAUUCCAAAGGUUGACACACUUCCUAUCCUUUUCAAGGAUGCUCAUAUCUUUUCCAAGUUUGACAUGAAAGCAGGUUUUUGGCAACUUGGAUUAGAUCCUGCUGAUAGAUAUAAGACUGCUUUCUGCAUUCCGAAUGCUCAAUACCAAUGGAAAGUACUUCCAUUUGGUCUCAAAGUGGCUCCUUCCCUUUUUCAGAAAGCAAUGACCAGAAUUUUUGCUCCACUUUUAGAUACAAUUCUUAUCUAUAUUGAUGAUGUUCUUCUUUUUUCCAAAAAUAUGGAAGAACACAGGAAGCUGCUCAAUCAAUUUGCAGAACUAGCUAAUCAACAUGGACUUAUGCUCUCUGAGAAGAAGAUCCAUAUUGCCCAAACUGAAGUUGAUUUUCUGGGAAUGCAUUUCUCAAAAGGAAUGUACCAGCCACAGCCACACAUUGCAAAAGGACUUGCAGAAUAUCCUGAUGAAAAUCUCACUUUUAAAUAG